AUGGUUCAAGGCACAAAUCGUAUUGUUACCACCCGGGAUAUUGCUGGAAACUUUGCGCUUAAGCGUGUUCAGACUCGCUGUAACAAUCCCAUGCCUGCAACGGCCAAAGUCGUGACCGAUAGAUCCUGCUCGGCCACCAUGUACUCCGUUGGCUACACUCUCAACAACCGCCACUUGGAACUGUAUCGCACCUGCUACGAUCGAGCCAAUGUGCGCACUCUGUUCACCUCACAUCAGGUCUAUAAGAAAUCAUUCUUUCUAACGCGUCCUUGUACGCGUUUCACCACCGACAAUUUAAUCAGUAACGCCGAUGCUGCAACGUUCACCACUGCUAGCAUAUUUAAUAAGUUUAGAUCCAUCUUUGGAAACAAUCAGAGGUACAUACGAAACAAUCAAGAUGUCGUCCUCAACCGUGGCCAUCUCACACCCUCAGCUGACUUUCUGUACCUCGACCAAGCUUGUGCCACCUUUAAAUACAUUAAUGUUGUACCACAGUUUCGGACAAUCAACGAUCGCAAUUGGGAGACUAUUGAGCGAUAUGUGCGCAACCAGAUUACUCAAAGUUUUCUGCGCAUUAAGACUGGAGCUGUUGGCAUUCUAACUCUACCCGAUAGCGGACGAACCCAGCGACGAGUGAUUCUUGGCAGUGGAAACAAAAACCCGGUUCCACUUUGGAUGUAUAAAAUAGUUCGCACAGAGCAGAAUCGACCAUUACAUGCUUUCUUAGUGUAUAACAAUAUAUUUGCCAGGACUCGACCUCGUGCGCCACGCUGGUGUACUAGCAUUAGAUGUCCAAUAACUUUGGCUGCCGGGCCAGCCGCUGGCUAUACAUUCUGCUGCAAUCCAACCACAUUCAAUCCUUAA
Molecule: messenger RNA, 864 nt
Organism: Scaptodrosophila lebanonensis
Lineage: Eukaryota; Metazoa; Arthropoda; Insecta; Diptera; Drosophilidae
Exons: 3
Coding region: 1-864 (287 amino acids)
Biological process (GO): apoptotic DNA fragmentation
Cellular component (GO): mitochondrial inner membrane; nucleus
Molecular function (GO): RNA endonuclease activity; metal ion binding; single-stranded DNA endonuclease activity
Source: RefSeq, a predicted model, not a curated record